This is a messenger RNA of Saccostrea echinata, 796 nucleotides long. Its product is annotated as universal stress protein Slr1101-like. The record is from RefSeq and is a predicted model, not a curated record. The transcript is spliced from 4 exons. Lineage: Eukaryota; Metazoa; Mollusca; Bivalvia; Ostreida; Ostreidae. The coding region runs from base 141 to 626 and encodes 161 amino acids.
AUAUAAAAUCUAGCCUUGAAUGGCAGACCCAGUUAGUGGAUGUCCUCCUGUGACCCCUUUCUACAGUAAACACGAGAUAACAAGUCAUUGUGUCGCAGAAAUUGAAAUUUAACAUUGAGAAAAAAAAAAUUAAAUUGAUUAUGGAGACGAAGGAGAGACGAGUAAUGAUUGCUAUGGACGGCAGUAAACACUCGGAAUAUGCUUUUAACUGGUACCUCACAACCUUCAGAAUACCCCAAGAUGUUGUCCUUCUUGUUCACUGUAUACAAAGACAUGAUCAGUUCCACGCAGCUCUGGGUAUGUCUGACGUGAAAACGGUUUGUGAUAUCCUGGCUCAAGAAGAAAAGGAAGAGGAGAGUCUGAAAAAACACCUGGAGCAAAAACUAACGGAGAAUAAGUUAACGGGAUCAGUUAAAACGGGAGUCGGUAAGCCAGGUGAGCUAGUGGUGUCUACUGCCCAGCGGGAGAACGCUGACGUCAUCAUCUGUGGUUGUCGUGGGAUGGGCAAGGUCCGGUGGACCCUGACCGGGACGGUCAGUGAUUAUAUCGUCCAUCACUCUCACGUCCCUGUCGUCGUGUGUCGUCACCCGAGUCACGUGCAGGAGAUAAUAGGGGACCGGAAAUGAGAGACAGAUUACAAACCACGUGAUUCUAGUCACUAAUUUUAGCUUUAUCUAAUGUAAUAUAUGUAGAGGUGAUGGUGUAUUUUAUUAAUAUACUAGAAGUGGAUCAAUUUUGAAGCUUCAUUGUAACUAAUAAUGUAAUAUUGUAGGUAAAAUAAACCAAUAACCCUGAA